This is a messenger RNA of Marmota flaviventris (yellow-bellied marmot), 2922 nucleotides long. It is a transcript of the gene Ajm1, whose product is annotated as apical junction component 1 homolog. Gene Ontology annotation, cellular component: plasma membrane; apical junction complex. Gene Ontology annotation, biological process: cell-cell junction organization. Lineage: Eukaryota; Metazoa; Chordata; Mammalia; Rodentia; Sciuridae. The record is from RefSeq and is a predicted model, not a curated record.
AUGACCCGCACGGACCCACCGGACCUGCUGGUGUCGACCGUGUACCAGGACAUCAAGGUGGCGGCCCCGGGGCCAGCGUCCAGGCGCCAGCCAUGUGAGCAAUCCGUGGCCCGGCCUGCUGCGCCCGCGCCUUUCAACAAGCGCCACUGCCGCAGCUUCGAUUUCCUGGAGGCACUGGACGGGCCGGCCAUGGAGGCCCACCCAGAGCCUCCACCCCAGGAGCCCGCUGCUCCGCGCGCGCGGCCCCGAGAAGGCGAACCUCGGCGCCGCGCCCGCUCCAAGAGCGCGCCCCGCGCGCCCCCGGGCCUGGCACCUGCGCCCACCUCGCCGCCGGUGCUGCAGCGCCGAGGCCGGGAGACUCAGCGUGCGAUGCGGGUAGAGGGGUCGCCUCGCCGGGAGCCUGCGUACCCCGCGCUGCGCGCGCUCGCCAACGAACUGCACCCUAUUAAGCUGCAGCCACAACGGAGCGGCCCUGGCCGCAUCACGCCCCUGUGUGCCGCCCCUGGCCGCUGUGCGCCACCAGAGCCCCCCACGGGGCCCGCCCCCCAUGUCCGAUGCCGACUGGACAUCAAGCCAGAUGACGCUGUGCUGCAGCACGCCGCCCGGGGUUCGCGGCCCUGUGGGCCCGUAGACAACACGUCCUGGGCCCGUGCAGCCCCGCAGUUCCACGGCCUUACGGUCCCUGGUCCCCGCCACGUGGCGCUCUCCCGUACCCCCACCCCCAGUGACUUGUACUGUGCGGACCCCCGGGCGCUGUACUGCGACGGGCCCCUGCCUGGGCCUCGGGACUACUCUGAGCGCCGCAGUCAGCCCUUCAGCACACCUCCAGGCCCUACACAAUUCUUCUACACCGAGGAGCCCGAGGGCUAUGCAGGAGGAUUUCCGGCCAGCCCUGGUCCUCCCUUCGAUGGCUACUGCCCUAGGCCCUACCCAUCCGAAGAGACCCGGGGUCCCAGUCCGAGGCGUGGGGGCGGCUACUAUGGAGGGGAAGUGCGCACUUUCCCGAUCCAGGAACCGCCCUCCCGCUCCUACUACGGGGAGGUCCCCAGGGCCUAUGGACUGCCCUUUGGUCCCCGCUACGUUCCUGAGGAUCCUCGGGCCCACACCUUCUACACAGAGGACUUCGGGAGGUACCGCGAGCGUGACGCCCUAGCUCGGACUUACCCGCACUCACGCAACAGCUCAGCCUGGGCCGACUGGGGACCCCGGCCUUACCGCACCUUGCAGGUAGUGCCUCCCUCCGUCCCCGGCCCGCUGCUGGCCUCAUGGCAUGGCGGCACCGGCACCAGCCCGCCCCGGCUGGCCACAGACAGCCGCCACUACUCACGCUCAUGGGACAACAUCCUGGCGCCAGGGCCUCGCCGGGAGGACCCCCUAGGCCGGGGCCGCAGCUAUGAGAAUCUGCUAGGGCGGGAGGUGCGGGAGCCGCGGGGCGCAUCCCCCGAAGGCCGGCGCGCGCCAGUAAUAGUGAACUUGUCCACCUCACCCAGACGCUACGCGGCGCUCUCGCUGUCUGAGACCUCGCUGUCCGAAAAGGGCCGUGCGGGGGAAGGCCUGAGCCGUAACUGGUAUGUCACUCCAGAGAUUACCAUCACCGACAACGACCUGCGCGCCGCCGAACGCCCGACUGUCAGGGGCUGGGAGCUGCCGGGAGGCCGGCCGCGUCUGCCCUCAUCGGUGGCUCCCAUGGGCCCCACCUCUGGCCGCCAGCGCAGCCUAGAGCAGCUAGACGAGCUCAUUACCGAUCUGGUCAUCGACUCCAGACCACCGGCCGGCCAAGCCCCAGAGCCGGCGGCAGAGGGGCUGGGCCGCCAGCUGCGCCGCAGCGCGCUGGACUCACGGCCCACGGGCCCUGGAGCCCCGGCGCUGGCGCCUCCGCGUUCGCCCCCUGCCUCUGCUGGCAGCGUCGAGGAGCCUGCAGGCCCGGGCGAGGCAGCCAACGGGUCUCCAGAACCCAGUGCGGACGAGGACGAUCUGAUGACCUGCUCCAAUGCGCGCUGCCGGCGCACGGAAACCAUGUUCAACGCCUGCCUCUACUUCAAGUCCUGCCACAGCUGCUACACUUACUACUGUUCACGCCUGUGCCGCCGCGAGGACUGGGACGCACACAAGGCGCGCUGCCUGUACGGCCGCGUAGGCAGCGUGUGCCGCCACGUGCUUCAGUUCUGCCGUGACAGCGGCCCCGUGCAUCGCGCUUUCUCGCGCAUCGCUCGUGUCGGCUUCCUGUCCCGCGGCCGCGGCGUGCUCUUCCUGGGCUUCCCAAGUCCUGGUUCGGCCGACAACUUCCUGCGCUUCGGUCUCGAAGGGCUGCUGUUGUCGCCCACUUACCUGUCCCUGCGUGAGCUGGCUACACACGCAGCGCCCCUGGGCAGCUAUGCGCGAGAGCUGGCGGCCGCAGGGCGGCUCUAUGAGCCGGCUGAGUGCUUCCUACUCAGUGUGUCGGUGGCGGUAGGUCCGGGCACCGCGCCCUCCGGGGCGCCCGCUCGGCCGGCGCCCGCGCCUCGCAGCACUGGGCCCACUGUGCGCAAGUUCGCCAAGGUAGCACUGGCUGCAGGCAGUCCGGCGCGGCCGCCCCCCGUGCGGGGCCGUGAGCCUGACAUGGAAACAUUGAUUUUGACCCCGCCGCCAGGCACGGCGGGCCUGGACCAGGAGGGCGAGGCGGGCCGGCGGGCUAGAGAGGUGGCCUUCAUCCACAUCCAAAGGGAGCUGCGGCUGCGCGGUGUAUUCCUGCGCCACGAGUUCCCGCGCGUUUAUGAGCAGCUCUGUGAGUUCGUGGAGGCCAACCGACGUUUCACGCCCACCACCAUCUACCCCACAGACCGGCGCACCGGCCGCCCCUUCAUGUGCAUGAUCAUGGCUGCUUCUGAGCCACGCGCGCUGGACUGGGUGGCCAGCGCCAAUCUGCUGGACGAUAUCAUGUGA